Molecule: messenger RNA, 6772 nt
Organism: Apus apus (common swift)
Lineage: Eukaryota; Metazoa; Chordata; Aves; Apodiformes; Apodidae
Gene: ANO6
Product: anoctamin 6
Exons: 20
Coding region: 1-2736 (911 amino acids)
Biological process (GO): calcium activated phosphatidylcholine scrambling; chloride transmembrane transport; calcium activated phosphatidylserine scrambling
Cellular component (GO): plasma membrane
Molecular function (GO): protein dimerization activity; chloride channel activity
Source: RefSeq, a predicted model, not a curated record
AUGAAUGCGGAGAACCAAGAUGUGCUGCUGGAUCUGGAGGGGGAGGAGGAGGAGGGAGAGGAGGAAGAUGAUGAGGAUGGGGAGACCGUCUUGCAACUGAACCAGGUAAAUAUUACCACUUACGGAGCUGUGCCGGAUCAGCAAAACCUUCAUACUCCUGAAUGGGCUGAUUUUGAAGGUAAGCCUGACUCCUUGUUCUUCAGUGAUGGGAAGCGAAGAAUUGACUUCAUUUUGGUGUAUGAAGAUGAAAGCAAAAAAAUUACUCAUAAGAGGAGUUAUAAAAAGCAAAAGAGGAAGAGACAAGUAUAUGAAUCAAACCUGAUAAACAAUGGCUUGCAACUUGAAGCAACGAGAUCGGUUUUGGAUGAAAAACUUAUUUUUGUGAAAGUGCAUGCACCUUGGGAAGUGCUGUGCACAUAUGCUGAGGUGAUGCACAUCAAAUUGCCUCUGCAACCCAAUGACCUGAAGACUCGAGACUCAGCUUUCAACUGGUUUAGCAGACUCUUCAGAGUGGAUGAAAAUAUCAUCAAACCUGAGCAAGAGUUUUUCACCGCCCCUUUUCAAAAGGAACAUUUGUCCAACUUUUAUAUUCAAGACAAAGACACAUUUUUCAAUCCUGCAACAAGAAGCCGAAUUGUUCAUUUUAUCUUGUCCCGUGUGGAAUAUGCAACCAAAAACAAUGUGAAAAAGUUUGGCAUUAACAAAUUACUGGAUGCUGGAAUCUACAAAGCAGCCUUUCCCCUUCAUGACUCUAGUUUCAGGCACCUGUCAACCGAUCCGAACUGCCCAAGUGAACGGUAUCUUCUCUACAGAGAAUGGGCUCAUCCUAAAAAUAUUUUCAAACUGCAACCCCUAGAUUUCAUCAGGAAAUACUAUGGAGAGAAAAUUGGAAUCUACUUUGCUUGGCUGGGCUUUUACACUAAUAUGCUGAUCAUAGCUGCAGUUGUAGGAGUUGGCUGUUUUCUGUAUGGAUGCCUGACAAAGGACAACUGCACAUGGAGCCAAGAAGUAUGUGAUCCCAACAUAGGAGGUAAUAUCAUAAUGUGCCCUCAGUGUGAUAAAGCAUGUACCUACUGGAACCUCACCAUCACUUGUGAAUCAUCCAAGAAACUCUGCAUAUUUGAUAGCUUUGGAACACUGGUGUUUGCAGUAUUUAUGGGAAUAUGGAUUACUUUUUUUUUGGAGUUUUGGAAGCGACGGCAGGCUGAGCUGGAGUAUGAAUGGGACACAGUUGAGUACUUAGAGCAAGAAGAACAAGUUCGCCCAGAAUAUGAAGCUCAGUGCACUCACGUAGUAAUGAAUGAAAUCACACAGCAAGAAGAACAUGUGCCAUACACUGCCUGUGGGAAGUGCAUACGGAUGACUUUCUGUACAAGUGCAGUUUUCUUCUGGAUUCUUUUGAUUAUUGCUUCAGUUAUUGGAAUCAUUGUCUACAGACUCUCGGUUUUCCUGGUGUUUUCUUCAACGUUGUCAGAGCGCAUCAGUGGAACGGAGACGAUCCGCAAGUACCUGACUCCACAGACAGCCACCUCAGUAACUGCUUCACUCAUCAGCUUUAUAGUCAUAAUGGUUCUCAACGUUGUCUAUGAAAAAGUGGCAAUCCUGAUUACUGACUUCGAGCUUCCAAGGACACAGACUGAUUAUGAAAACAGUCUAACCACAAAGAUGUUCUUGUUCCAAUUUGUCAACUACUAUUCUUCAUGUUUCUACAUAGCCUUCUUUAAGGGUAAAUUUGUAGGUCAUCCUGGAAAUCCAGUUUAUUGGCUAGGAAAGUAUCGCAAUGAAGAGUGUGAUCCAGGUGGAUGUCUCCUCGAACUCACAACUCAGCUUGCCAUCAUAGUAGGAGGUAAAGCAAUCUGGAACAAUAUUCAAGAAGUGCUUCUUCCGUGGCUUAAGAAUCUAAUUGGAAGAUACUGUGCAGCUGCUAGAUCAGAAAAAGUUGUUCCACGUUGGGAACAGGACUACCACCUGCAGCCCAUUGGAAAACUCGGACUGUUUUAUGAGUAUCUGGAAAUGGUUAUACAGUUUGGCUUUGUCACUCUGUUUGUGGCAUCAUUCCCACUGGCUCCUCUUCUGGCUCUUAUUAACAACAUGUUGGAAAUCCGGUUGGAUGCAUGGAAGCUGACAACCCAGUUCAGGCGCAUGGUCCCACAGAAGGCACAAGACAUCGGUGCCUGGCAGCCCAUCAUGCAGGGCAUAGCGAUCCUGGCAGUGGUCACCAAUGCUAUGAUAAUUGCUUUUACAUCUGACAUGAUUCCUCGUCUGGUUUAUUAUUGGUCCUUUUCAGUCCCUCCUUAUGGAAGCCACAGCAGUCACACUAUGAAAGGGUAUAUAAACAGUACACUUUCUGUCUUCAAUAUAUCAGAUUUCAAGAAUGCAAGCAAGCCAGUUUCCCCCUGGUUUGGGAACCAAACAACAUGCAGAUACCGGGAUCUCCGCUACCCUCCUGGUCACCAGCACCAAUAUGAGCAUAACAUAUACUACUGGCAUGUCAUUGCAGCCAAGCUGGCUUUCGUCAUUGUCAUGGAGCACGUCAUAUACUUUGUGAAGUUUAUCAUUUCAUACGCAAUUCCAGACGUAUCACAAAAGACCAAAAGCAAGGUCCAACGAGAGAAGUACCUAACACAGAAACUCUUGCAUGAGAAUGAUCUCAAAGUUGUGAAAAAAAACAUGGGGAAAAUAGCUGACAAAAUUAUCAAAGGAUUAGACAGCACUUUCCGACCCAAAGCUGAAUAAGUACUUUUUUAUAUUAAAUAACAGUAUUUAGCCAACUAAUACCUGUCCAGAUAUUACCAGCAGUUAAUCAAACACUUUGGAUUAAUUCCUUUUACUAAACAUUGUUUCUUGCAACUGUUAUCUGCUCAUUUACUGGUUUCCCUUGGAUAAAUGCAACCACUGCUACUCAGAUAAGAGUUAUCAACUUUUUAAACAGAUUUAGUAGGACGCAUUUUUUUAACAUUUGAAGAUAAACAUUAUUUAUCCUCUUAAGAUGAUGCAGACAAAUUUUCAAAUACCUAGAGUGCUUUCCACUUUAUUUAUGCAUCAACUAUUAGAUCUCUUGUUUGACUUGAAUAAAACCUUAAGAACAAGAAUCAUUUGUUGUCAGAAUACCAUCAUGUCUUCUGAAGAAGUUUUGAUUACUUGCUAAUGCAAAUCCCACCUAUAAAAUGAAGAGAAAAAGGCAAAACAUGAAGGACAGAGAAGGAGAAUACAACUCAAAAUCAUGUUGUUAAGCCAUUGGAAUUGACAUCCUAAGCGCUGUUGUGUGCUACACUGAAUUAUCUAUGCAUACUGAGACUUAAAUGGAUAACAAGAUAUUUCAAUUAAUCAUGGACUUGGAUCACAAGAAGCACCAGGACUCUAAGCCCAUCCUGUUCAUCAAUCUCUGUGUAAACAGGAGAAAUGCCUUUGAAAUCAAUGCAUACAAACUGACUUUACAGCACUCCAAGUGAGUAGAAAACUCAGGCAUUUUAUCCUUCCCCAGUCAAUGUACUUUCAUUAGUUCACUUGACCAUUCUCCUCUGGAUGAUUACAGCCUUGAAGAUCUCCUACCUGUAACAGUAAUGAGUGUUAAGUCUUUUCAUGUACUAAAUCAAUACUUUUGGAGGGCUGUCUUCUGCAUUUCUCCCACACCAGAGGCACUGUGCUCUUCCCUGAUAGAUUUCAACAUACAAAGAAUGUGCAGCUGAACCUGUUGUGAUUCAACAUUGUGAGUUGAAGUGCAUUCUGACAAGACCAUGAAUCUGUUGAAACUGGAGAGUGGAAUAAACCAUUUAAUAUGCCUUAACCAUGUUAUGAACCUUUAAAUAACUAGGAAGGAUGUUAGAAGUGUGGAUGAGUGUGCUAGAACCAUCAGUCAUCUUCAAAUUAAAUUGCAGAUCUGCUUAGCUAUUUUGGCUCCAGUUGCAGAGUGGGAGUUAGGGAAUUACAGAUUAAGCAUAUUGUAUGUAGAGCUCUGUUUUGUCUCUGCAGCAGUGGUAUUCCAGAUUGUUAACUUGCUUUCUUUUUAAACAUUUUUAGUGGACCAAUUUAUACAAAUUCUGAAAACAAAAAGUGUGUUAAAAAAGCAAAAGUGUGCCUGAACUCUGUAAAGCAGGUAUAAUUUUGUACUCUUCUUAAAUGUAAUAAAUAUGCAGAAAUUUUAGGCAGAUUAUUCAUAUAGCUUUUUACAUAUUAAGAAGCUCAUUUGCAGAAACGAAGUAGCAUUUCUGAGAUGCAUCCAGAUCCCAGAUCCCAUCAAAAAUCAGAAGGAAUCAAAUGUUUGAAUUUUGUAGCGAUUUCCAAAUACUAACUGCUGUGUACUGCAAGCCUAGUCUUUGAAACAGCAACAUUUGAACCAGAAGUAACAACACAUGAGGGGAUUCCUUUCAGCAGUCAUGAUACACAAGCUUUCACUCAGCAAGACUCUGCUUGAUUGUAUGGAAGAACCUGAGAUAAAAGCUUGGUUCAAAAAUCAAGGAAAGAUGAAAGAAAGAAGCUCACAGGUUCCAGGUAAUUGUUUGCAUUUCUGACACUGAAUGACUGAAGAUUACUUGUUAUAAUGCCCAUAAAAGUUUGUGUAGACACCACCUCAAGACAAAAAAAAAAAAAGGUGCAGGACAGAAAAACAUGAUAGACUGUAACAAUAAAUGGCAGCCAACCAGACUAGAGAUGGAACCUGUGCUUCUGUUGUGCUGAAAGCUAGCCAGCAUCACUUCUUUGCACAGGGAAAUCUACCCUUUGCCAUUUUGGUUUUGGUUUCAUCAGAAUCAUGACAAUUCUUUAAUUUACUAGGAAGCAAAUAUUAAUUGAGCAGAUGGACAAACAGAAGUUUCUAAACAAGACAGAAUUUCUUCUCAAAAUAGAACCCCUCAAAACUGUUUUGGCCUUUUCCCCAGAUCACAGGAUGGUUGGGGUUGGAAAGGACUUCUGGAGGUCAUCUCAUCCAGCCUCUCUGCUCAAGCAGGUCUGCCUCCCCAGGUAGAGACUGCCCAGGACUAUCUCCAGAUAGCUUUUGAAUAUCUCCAGGAUAAACAUUCCACAACCUUCCUGGGCAACCUGUGCCAGUGCUCAGUCACCCUCACAGUGACCAAGUGUAUUUUGAUGUUCAGAGGGAACCGUCUGUGUUUCCAUUUGUGCCCAUUGCCUCCAGUAUACCAAAUUUCUGUUAAAAACAAAAUUUUGUCCAAAAAACUUUUUCAUGGAACAAUGUUAGUGAAGUACUCAGGGCUUCCCUGUGCAAAAUGAGUUUGGUUAGAUAGGCCAGUCAGCUCCUUGCAGACUUGGACCUUUGCAUUUCAGCUUUGAACUGGCUCUUCCCCAUCUGCAGCUGUGUUCAGCUGUCAUUUUCAUUUCCCCAUCAGUGAUGACAGUGCCGAUGUCCCUUUCUGAUGGGGUGUCGAAGGGCUGAUGCAAGCAAGGAGGUAUCCUAUGAUAAAGGAAAAAACAAAAAGCAUCACAAAAUGGACCAUUUCAGGUAAUGAUUUGGUCUUAAGGAGGCAUUUAUUGCUCUCUUUGAGAGGCAAAGAGAUGAGGAGACAAAGGAAUUAAGUGCCUUGCCUGGGGCCACACCAUGAGAAGUGGCAGAGCUCAAGGCUGAUUUUCAGGAGUGCCUGGUCUUCUGCUCCUUGUUUGGUUCCCAUGACUUCUCUCAGUUGCCCCCUUUUAGAGUUGGGGAAGGGGAAGUUGGCCCUCCGCGUCAUUGAGAGUUUAUAGUCCUGCCUUUAAAAUAAUGACCUGAAAAAAACAAGCUACAUGAGCAAAGCGUGUGUACCUGUGACUUGGUCUCCUCCCAUACUACAAUCCUCACCAGCUCUGGGUGUAUUUCUACAUCACCAUUUUUGUUCCGAUCAAGAGUCUGCUUUUGAAAGGAGCCUUCCACUUGGCCCGGCUUUUUGGGCAGUGAUUCCCAUCACAGACUGGUGUAAGGACACAUGGACUGGAUUCCUCCUGGUUUAAACUGAACCAGAAGGCAGGUUUUAUAUAUGCACUUAAUGCACUUAAUGGUGUCUGACAGCCACUUAGUCCAGAGAGCUAAAACCAGAGCUAGGCUGAAGAGAACAGGAGUACUGCAUGAGCAUCAGCUAGUCAACAUCAACCUUUUUCUCCAGUGAUUUCCUUCUGAAGUGCCCUUGCUGAUGUAGCUGUAACACUUCAUUUCCGAAGACAUUUUAUCAGGAAUUCAGUUCAGUUUGCCGUAUGCACAGUGUUAUUCACAGCACGGUUCUGAAUGAGAGAGAAAGAAGAGGAAAACCAACAGAGUGCCUAAUGAUCACAUUUUAAUAGUUGGACCUCUUAAGCAGUGCAGUUCCCGUAGCCUCUACCUCCAACUGCUGGAAUGUGUUUUGCUUGUACACAGGGAGCUCUGCGCAGGCAUCAGAACAAAAUGCUGUGGGGGCAGAUGCCAACAUAUGAAUAUUUUUAACUUACUUUAUUUUUUCUAGGCUAGGUUACUUUAAUAGUAUUUCAAGAUAUGCUUGAAUGGAAAAUUAACAUUUGUUUCAAACUAUGAAUCAAUUUUACUCUUUUUUACACUUUAUAUGUAGGCUAGACUUUUACUUUGUGUAGAUUUAUUGAAGUCAGGGUGAAUUUGGACCAGUGACCAUUUCAUUGCCUUAACAACCACCACAAAUUACAGACUGGUGCCACAGUUUUAAACUCUGUGUAUGUUGAUAACAUUCACAAUGUAAGAAUGUAUUUUUUUUCCUAAGAAUGUUUGCUAUUAGUUUUUGAAUAUUAAAAUUUCUUUAUAUUUAUUGUCAUUAAAUAAAGUCUAUUUUAAAAUAACAAUAAA